Messenger RNA from Adineta ricciae, 279 nucleotides. Lineage: Eukaryota; Metazoa; Rotifera; Eurotatoria; Adinetida; Adinetidae. The record is from the annotation of a GenBank genome assembly.
AUGUCAGACGAUGCAACAAUUGAAGAUGAACCCGAAAUAGAACAGGCAACACGUUCAUCUCGGCCAGAAACAGACACAGGUCUUCUCAAAUGGUCGUAUAUUUUUGAAAUGGCGGCCAAGAAUUGGCUAAUGUUUUUGGCAUUCUCACUUGCAGUCGCUAUUUUUCUUUACCUGAGCAGAAAACGACAACGUAAAAGUGUAUCUGCAGCAUUACGUGGUGAUUAUGUUCCGGGCGGCAGUAAAAGUGGAUCACGAUCAACAUCGAAUAAACGAGAUUGA